AUGCGCCCGCUCCUGUUGCGCCGCAUCCGCCUGCGGCGUCGCCACUUGUCCAAGCUGCCGCCGGCGUCCCUGCGCCGGGGACAGCGGAGGGCGCCUCCCACGACCCCGCGCACCAGGUCGCACUUGCGUCUGCGCCGGUACAGCCCGUCGCACAGCCGCGCGCGGAGUCCCACAGUCGUGGUGUUGCUAGGGGCAGUGCGGCGGCGCAUCGGGGGCGUGGUUCUCCUCGGCGUCGCCCCUCCCCAUCGUACCGGAAUGCGCAUCGCGGUGGCCGCGGUGGCUGGUGGGGAGGUCACGGUCGCGGACGCUCCUCCUGCUCCACACGUGGUUCCUGCGCCGAGUGCUCAGGCGUACCCGCAGGGUCCAGGCCCAGCUGUUGGCCGUGCACCACCACCCGCGUCUCGUCCAGUCGCCGCCGCUCCGUAUCCCCCUCUUCCAUGGAUUCCCCCCAUUCCGGACACGUGA
Closterium sp. Naga37s-1 is the source of this 465-nucleotide messenger RNA. The record is from the annotation of a GenBank genome assembly. NCBI's taxonomy places the organism in Eukaryota, Viridiplantae, Streptophyta, Zygnematophyceae, Desmidiales, Closteriaceae.